Molossus molossus (Pallas's mastiff bat) is the source of this 492-nucleotide messenger RNA. RefSeq names its product prorelaxin-like. The transcript is spliced from 2 exons. Bases 94 to 432 code for a protein of 112 amino acids. Gene Ontology annotation, cellular component: extracellular region. NCBI's taxonomy places the organism in Eukaryota, Metazoa, Chordata, Mammalia, Chiroptera, Molossidae. The record is from RefSeq and is a predicted model, not a curated record. Gene Ontology annotation, molecular function: hormone activity.
GGUCAAGAUGGGGUUUAUAUUUUCAAAAUCUAUGAAUGAAAACAUGAAAAACCAACAGGAGUUCAUGCUUAUGAAUGCUCGACUUCAGAAAUCAUGCCAUUUUCCACUGCCAAAAAUGCAGAUACCUUAAAUAUGAGGAUGGAAUUCAUUCCUGCCUUGCCACAGGAGCCGAAGACAACACUGAUUGAGAGGCAGCCGUUAUUGAAAGAGCUACUACAACAAGCUACAUCAAAGGAUAUAAAUCUUAACUUUGAAGAAUUUAAGAAAAAUAGACUCCAUAGACAAAGUGAAGCAGAAAACAAAAGUCUUUCAGAAUUAAAAAACAUACGCUUAAUUAAACAUUUCCUAAAAAAGCGACAGGUCCCUUCCUUAUUAUCUCACAAGUGUUGUUAUGUAGGCUGUACCAAAAAAGAGGUGGCUGUCUUCUGCUGAGAUGAAGCUAACUAUAUUUCAUCACAUGAAUUCUCAAUGACACAUGCACUGAUGCCUCCA